Rhodotorula toruloides NP11 is the source of this 2049-nucleotide messenger RNA. Its product is annotated as bZIP transcription factor. The record is from RefSeq and is a predicted model, not a curated record. Gene Ontology annotation, molecular function: DNA-binding transcription factor activity, RNA polymerase II-specific; RNA polymerase II cis-regulatory region sequence-specific DNA binding. Gene Ontology annotation, biological process: regulation of transcription by RNA polymerase II. The coding region runs from base 1 to 2049 and encodes 682 amino acids. The transcript is spliced from 2 exons. Lineage: Eukaryota; Fungi; Basidiomycota; Microbotryomycetes; Sporidiobolales; Sporidiobolaceae.
AUGGAGACUCCUUCUGCUUUCUUGCCAGGACGGCAUCGCGCCUCAUCUGACCCGCUCUCGCGCGGCGGCGCCUUUCUCGACGGCGCAGGCUUGCUCCAGCAGGAACCUAACCCGUUCGAGCAGUCGUUCGGUCCACAGGCGAGCACGUCCAAGCCGACUGACGGCACCUUGACGGCCGGCGGACGACGAGCGCGCUCGACCAGUCCCUCGGCGCUCCUUCCUCGCGCGACCCCAGGCGGGUUGCAACGACUGCCGCCGCUCUCGCUUAUGCAGACGCCCGGCGGCGAGCUCUCGGCGUUCAACUGGGGCGUCGACUCGCUCCGAACCGGUCCUCUGUCUCCAGCGCUGCUCAACGGACCGACUGGCACGUCUGCCCUGUUCGAGUCGUCCUUGAGGACGGGGCUGACACCCUUCGUGGCGUCUGGUGCUCCGAACGGUCACGCAGGCGGAGGCGUCUCGUUCCCGCCGCCCAGUCCGGCGACCGCCGCCCUCUUCGCCAUGAUGACCAACAACACGCCCGGCACGUCGGACGCCGCUGCGCUCGCUGGCGGCGGACCGAGGCCGCACGAAGGCCUGAACGAGGCCAACUCGUUCGACGCGAGCUUUGCGCAGGCCAACUCGACCCAGCACAGCAAGUUGCGCAACUCGCUUCGCGCGUCCGACUCGCCUGUCGACAUGAACGGCGGCGUCACGCAGCCCUCCUCGACGGCGGGAAUGAGAACACACACACGCUCGUCGUCGAACGUCUCGGUUGCGCCUCCCCCUCCUCCGCCUGGCGUCGCGUACCCGCCUCAAGGCCCGCCCGGCUCGCACGUCUACUACCCUCCCGGGCCUCACGCACACGCCGCCGUUCCUCCGCCAGGCGCCCCUCCCCCAGGCUACGCCUUUCCUCCGCACCCACCACCUCCCCAACCUCAUUCUCACGCCCACUCGCAAGGUCCGCCGCCCCCUCCCGGCGCUCCUCCUCACCCACACUUCACCGGUCCUCCAGGCCAACUCGGCUUCACCGCCCCUCCUCCACCCACCAACCCGCUCGACCUCCUCACCCAAGCCUCGUUUCACAACGACGAUGCCGUUGCAGCUGCAGCAGCGCUCUCGGGACUCGCUACGCCCGGUGGUGGGUUCCCUGCUGCGGCGGUACUCGCUGCGGCUCAGCAGCAAGGAGCGACGGGAGGAAUCAUGCCCGCUUCGACAGUCACGGGCGGACCUGGAGCGGUCGGGACUGGACCUGCGAAUGGCGGACCGGCGAUCAAGGACUCGAGUCCGGCGCCUAGUGCGGAUUCGAGUGCGGGAGGGGGGACGGGGCGCGCGAAGCGUGGAGCGGCGGCGGCUGGUGCGGCGGUCUCGAGUGUGCCGGCGAAGAGGGCGAGGAAGCCGACUGCGGCGGCGGCGGCGGCGGCUGAGGAGAUGAGUCUUGGAUUGGACGAGGAGGAAGUCGCGACGACUUUGACGACGAAGAAGGCGCCUGCGAAGAGGGGAGGGAGGAAGGCUGCUGCGGCUGUGGCGGCGGCAAAGAAGGAGGACCCGGACACGGACGGGAUGUCGGUUUCGGCGAAUGGGUCGGUGCCUCCCGAAGCGGGCGGGAGCGGAGAGUACCAGAUGGAAGGAAUGGAGAUGCCGACGGGACCGUCGAAGGGCGGGCGCGGGAGGAAGAAGGACACGGGCGAGACGGAGGAGGAGAAGCGCCGCAACUUUCUCGAGCGCAACCGACAGGCCGCGCUCAAGUGUCGUCAGCGCAAAAAGGCGUGGCUCCAGUCGCUCCAGACCAAGGUCGAACUCCUCACGACCGACAACGACGCCUUACAGACGACGGUCAACAAUCUCAAGGAGGAGGUCAACUCGCUCCGCGCCAUCCUCGCCGCUCACGCAUCGUGUCCCGUCGCGCUCGGCAACGUCCCGCCCGCGCCGCUGCCGCCCGGUAUGUCGCCGAUCGACCCGCGCCGCGCAGCGAUCCCAGGCAUGCCGCCUGGUUCCGCGCCCCCUCCUCACGCCGGUCAUUCGCCCGCCAGCAUCCCGCCAGGCUACGCUCCGAGGGCCGUCUACCAGUGA